ACAUUAUUAAAUUCAGUGGAAGUGGAUGUAUCAAAAUGUUCCGCUGAAGAAUCAGCAGCCUACCACCUCCUUAAACCCUAAAAUCAAAAGUUGCGAAAAUAAACCCUACUUCUGCUGCUUUAGUUUUGCCCCCUUGAUUUCACGAUUCAUACAGAAGAGAUGGGAGGAAGUGAUAGUGAAGUAGAGAAAUCAGCACACAAGGAGAAGGAAAAGAAGAAGCUUCAGGCCUUAGCUCCAAUUGCUAAACCCCUUGCUGGCAAAAAACUCUCCAAACGCACCCUCAAACUCGUCCGCAAAGCUGCCGAACACAAAUGCUUGAAAAGAGGAGUCAAGGAGGUCGUGAAGAGCAUCAGACGCGGUAAUAAAGGUGUGUGUGUAAUUGCUGGAAACAUAACUCCAAUCGAUGUGAUAACUCAUGUUCCAAUACUAUGUGAAGAAGCAGAGAUACCAUAUGUUUAUGUUACAUCAAAAGAAGAUCUAGCAAAUGCAGGUGCUACAAAGAGGCCAACAUGCUGUGUUUUGGUGCUCCCAAAGCCAACAAAGGGAGAACUUGGAGAGGAAAUCCAACAAAAACUGAAAACUGAAUAUGAUGAAGUUGCUACAGAAAUUACUUCACUUGCUGCAUCUAUGUUUUGAGAAUACAAUUGUUUGUAUCUUUCUUUAUUUAUGCACUUGAAUUUAUCAGUAUUAGUAUCAGUUAUCUUGCUAUUUUAAAUAUUCAUGACCAAAACCAAGCACAAAAAUCUGUUUUUGUAGCCAAAAAGACUUCAACUUAUGCUAUUUUUUCUAAAACAGUUCAUUAUGCAAGUACAACGAGUCAUCAUAGAAUUAGAAGGGUGUUAUUAUAGGAAC
Lactuca virosa is the source of this 852-nucleotide messenger RNA. The record is from the annotation of a GenBank genome assembly. Lineage: Eukaryota; Viridiplantae; Streptophyta; Magnoliopsida; Asterales; Asteraceae.